Oenanthe melanoleuca is the source of this 3444-nucleotide messenger RNA. It is a transcript of the gene GGPS1, whose product is annotated as geranylgeranyl diphosphate synthase 1. NCBI's taxonomy places the organism in Eukaryota, Metazoa, Chordata, Aves, Passeriformes, Muscicapidae. The transcript has 4 exons. The coding region runs from base 412 to 1311 and encodes 299 amino acids. Gene Ontology annotation, molecular function: prenyltransferase activity. Gene Ontology annotation, biological process: isoprenoid biosynthetic process. The record is from RefSeq and is a predicted model, not a curated record.
AGAGGGGGCCGCCGGUAGUGCUGGGCGGUGCUGGCGGUCUCCGGGGCGGGCAGAGUGACUGGCAGAGCGCUCCGGGGCCGGGGCUGCGCUGGGCUGGCGGCGGGCGGCGCUUCCCGGCCCUCCCUGGCGGCUGAGCCCGACAGCGCCGAUCAGAAAAUGGGGGUGGACGACGGGUGGGGGGAGCGAUGCGUCCUCGACUCCCGGUCUCCUAAAAUGGCGCUGAAGAGCUGGGCCUGCUCCUCCUGGAGUUCUGGAGGCAGCUGAGGAGGCUGCGCCUGUCGUGUUGAACUCCGAAAAAAAUGAACCUUGUUUCCCUCGGUCUGGCUGUGGCGGAAGUUUGGCAGCUGCAGACAGGGCUGCAGCAACUUCGUGUUCUCUGUGAAAUUGAGCUACGUCUUAGGAAAUAAAGAAAUGGAUGGGAUGGAUGAAACAUCUAAAAAAAUCCUAGAGCCAUACCAGUAUUUGCUUCAACUACCAGGUAAGCAAGUGAGAACCAAACUGUCCCAGGCCUUUAAUCACUGGCUGAAUGUUCCGGAAGAUAAAAUACAGGUUAUCAUUGAAGUGACAGAGAUGUUGCACAAUGCAAGCCUACUUGUGGAUGAUAUUGAAGAUAACUCAAAGCUACGACGGGGCUUUCCGGUGGCACACAGUAUCUAUGGAAUUCCAUCUGUAAUCAACUGUGCUAAUUAUGUUUAUUUUCUUGGCUUAGAGAAGGUUUUAACCCUUGAUCAUCCAGAUGCUGUUAAAGUUUUUACCCGUCAACUUUUGGAACUCCAUAAAGGUCAAGGCUUGGAUAUUUACUGGAGGGAUACUUACACCUGUCCUACAGAGGCUGAGUAUAAAGCCAUGGUACUGCAAAAGACAGGCGGUCUCUUUGGAUUAGCUGUAGGCCUCAUGCAGCUAUUCUCAAAUUAUAAAAAAGACUUAAAGCCACUUCUUAACACACUUGGUCUCUUCUUCCAAAUAAGAGAUGACUACGCCAACUUGCACUCCAAAGAAUAUAGUGAGAACAAGAGUUUUUGUGAAGACUUAACUGAGGGCAAGUUCUCAUUCCCAACCAUUCAUGCAAUUUGGUCAAGACCUGAAAGUACUCAGGUGCAAAACAUUUUACGUCAAAGGACGGAGAACAUAGAUAUAAAAAAAUACUGUGUACAUUACCUUGAAAAUGUUGGCUCCUUUGAGUACACUCGGAAUACAUUGAAAGAGCUUGAAUCUGAAGCCUAUAAACAAAUUGAAUCACUUGGGGGAAACCCUGAGCUUGUAGCACUAGUUCAACAGCUGAGCAAAAUGUUCAGAGAAACUGAAAAUUAAAAAAUCAACUUCUAGGUGUGGAUUAAAACUCUUUUGAAAAUGGGAAAAUAACCAGAUGGAGAGGUGUGAUAAUCAGUUUUAGGAAAAAAGAUUCUCUUGUAGCCGUGUUACAGAAAUAACAGUUAAAAAUAACUUGUCAUUGAGUUUUGAAAUAUGUACCGUAUUAGCUGUAAAGUCUUAACUGUAACUGCUUUACAGUUGUUUUUGUUAAAGCAGGUGUACUAGAACUAAGCAAGUUUUGAGUCUAAAUGUAAUAGUCUUGACACAAUCACAGGCAUUAUUUCACACCUAAAAUACUUAUGCCCCUAACCAGUCUAUGAUAGGAUUCUGGUUGAAAUUCUGUGUAAAAUUAAAUCAGGUUGACAUGUAUAUUAUGCGUUUUAAACAGUGCUUUUGUAAGCCAAAAUUUGUGUUUAAAAAAAAAAAAAAAGUACUUGCAACCACAAUGCACAUGAAACUGUUGUGUGAUAUUUCUAAGUUUGACUUCUGAAGAUCAGGUGGAUCAGUUUACUAUGUCCUAGGGUGAAUAUCCUAUCCAGCUUCUGUGGAUAUUUUCAGGGGAAUGUGAAUUUUGAAAGAUACUAUUUCAUAUGCAAAUAAGAUAUGCUCAGUCUGAAAUUGUGACUUCAUAAAGAUUUUGAAGUACCUUAGAGAAAAGAUUUUAUCACAUCAGUGAAGUGUAAAUUUGCUGCUGAUUCCAGCUCUGCAGUGAGUAAUUUUGCUCACCUGGUUUUAGAUUUUGAAGUUAUCAGACAUUCUGUAGCCAGAAACUUAAAUCUAUGCAUUAGACCUCAUAUAUGUGACUGUAAAUAGCAAUAUAAUGAACUGCUAUUAGAAAUGGAAAGUGAUUCACACCAGGUAACUUUAGGACACCAUAACUGGUGCAGGUCUCUUUAAUCUCUGAUUAUAAUUGAGGGGCUUCUCCAAGACUUUAUUCAUAAUUCAUAUUUCAUUCCUGUUCUGAAUUGCUAUCUGGAGGCAUGUUCUAUAUCUCUCCAAAGAGACAAGAGCUGUAAUUUUUUUGUUAAAACAAAGUACAGUAUCUUGUUUUACAAGCUAUAAUACCACUUCAGUUUUGUUAAUUGCUUAAAUAGAGCUUUAAAAUUAUCAAAAUACCAAAAUAGAACUGGGACAGAGAGCAAGAUUUAGGGGUUGGGAUAAGUAUAAAUAAAUAAAUAUACAUAUAUAUAAAUAUAUAGAAAAGUGUUAAUAAUAUGUAAGCAGAGAUGUUUGGUUUUUUUCUUGCCUGGGCUGGCUUUAAUCAGGUUCAGUUCCCUUAGUACUCACAGGUAUUUUAAUCUUUGCUUUGGGCUAGCAAGGUAGUAGUUUGGAUCAAAGAUAGGACUGGUGCUAUAAGCUGUGAUGCUGGCUCAGGCAUACUCGGAAAUGGACAGAGGUAGUUGUCUUCUGAUGGCUAAAGGAUAGUUUUAUGCAGGUGUUCAUUUACUGUACCUGGAAAACAGGGAGAGCUAUGAUCUCAGCCCCCUGAGAAAACUAACUGAAGGAGAUUGCUGUAAUGCCUUUCCUGGGCAGCCUUAAUACCUUCCUGAAAGUGAUCAAACAUGACAAAAUUGAGGAUGACUGCUUUCAGUCUGAAAUAUUAUGUGGUUAUGGAUGAUAGCCUAUCCCUUUUAUCUGCAUGCUGAGCAGAAAUCUUUGUCUGAUUAGACACAGAAUAAUAGGCUUUUCACUGAAUGGACCUGGUUACUGGGACUGAAUAGCUUAAAGUUGGUGAAAGGUGUCUUUAAUGUUAAUGAAAGAGAAUUGUAAUUCCUUUUUCAUAACUUGCAGUGCUUAGUAAGCCUGUAAAUUUUUAAUGUGUUAUGUGAAAAUACUAUCUGCAGCAAAUUACAUUUAUUUUGUGCCAUGUCUUGGGAGUUUCUAAGCACUGUUGCAGUUAAUGUUGAAUAGGAGAAAGCACUGAAAAGAUUAUUGUUAUCAUGAGAGUCUCCUAGUCUACUGUAAAAUGUAUCCUUGUGCCUGUUAGAAUAUUGUAACUGCAACACAAUGCAAAGUGCACUUAGUGCCAUUUCAUUUCUGGUCUGUUGCUGGAUGUAAACAGUUCUGUGUAAUCAAACUUUCAUAAUGAAGUAGCUUUUCUUACUUUUUGUAUAAAGCUUUUAUACCAUCUGA